GCAAUUUGCUGCAGACUGCCGACAGCUUAAAUACGUUAAUUGAAGUAAGCAAUAAACUCACAACUUGAAAUUUUAAAAUCCACAAACCCUAAAUACACGCCCGCCCAAUCACAACCACUUGCCAAAAAUUUGAAUUUCCUUAAUCUCAUCCUCAUUCUCGUACGGACUACUCCACUAUCAUCUUCUGCAAGUUAGCUUCUUUAAUUUCCUUCAGUGCCAGAGUUAGCUCGCGCAUUUCCGAUGGCUACUGCCGAUUCCACCGCCUCCGAUCCUUCCGCCCCGCUUAUAGAGAAGAAAGAGGAUGCAGUUCCUGUUAGUACCAAGAUUGCUGAAUUGAGCGAAUCAAGGCAAGAGCUUAUCAGUAGAAUUCAGAAUUUGAAACAGGAUUUGCAAAGUUGGAGAUCAAAGUUGGACACCCAAGUUAAAGUCUACCGAGAUGAGCUUUCUGAUCUUAAAAAAUCACUGAAUGGGGAGGUGGAUCAACUUCGAUCUGAUUUUCAACUAUUGAAAAGUACCCUUCAACAGCAGCAGGACGAUGUUACAGCCAGCCUAAGAAACCUGGGGCUUCAGGAUGUUGAUGAAGUCAAAGAAGCUGAAAGCGGUGCAAAAACUGAGAACAAUGGAAAUAAGGCCGAGGAUCCGUCUGAACAGGACGUUAAUGAGACAGCAAAGUAGACGGUGUUGUCAUCACUGUUGUGUUCUACACCACUUUUAUUCUUCCAUAUGUAUGUAUUUAUGUAUCUGCAUUUGUCCAUUCGAGCUAUGGAUUUGUCAACUGGGAAUUGUCUGUGCUCUAUUGAAAGUAUGUCCACUCUUAUCAGGUUCUAGAGCUUAUGUCACGAUCCUAAACGGAAAGUAUUAUUCCUAUCGCCUCCUGAUAAGUCUUUGAUAUUGAUAUUAAUUGGAAAUUAUUCCAUGGAAUAGUUUUUUUAUAGUUAUAUCCGAAGCAUCUUUCAAC
Molecule: messenger RNA, 958 nt
Organism: Cuscuta europaea
Lineage: Eukaryota; Viridiplantae; Streptophyta; Magnoliopsida; Solanales; Convolvulaceae
Source: the annotation of a GenBank genome assembly